AUGACGCCAGAUGAAUUUAGUGUCGAUGUUCUCAUUGUUGGCGCAGGCCCUGCAGGACUCAUGGCCGCGACUUGGAUGGCACAGACAGGAAUCAAGGCCAUGCUAAUUGACAAAAAGGCGCAGAGGACCCAGGUCGGGCAUGCAGAUGGGGUAGAAAGCCGCACAUUAGAGAUACUAGACAGUUUCGGACUAGCAGAAUCCAUCUACAGGGAUGCCAAUCUCACUAUUGACUUGUGCUUGUGGAAUGAGUUGGAGAAUGGUGACAUACAACGUCAAGCGCAGCUCAACAAUGUAAGCCCAGGACUUUCCCGGUAUCAAGAAGCCACUUAUGGGCAGGGGAAGCUUGAGGAGAUCUUUUUGCAAUUUCUUCAAUCUCAUAGCUCAGUCGAGGUUCGAUGGAACACGUCGCCUGUCAAAUUGGAUAUUUUGCAAAAAUGCACAGACUAUCCUGUGAGAGUGAUGAUACAAACAAAACAAGCGGAUGCAGAGUGUACCUCGGCCGUGGUAAAUGCCAGAUACGUGGUUGGUUGCGAUGGAGCCCGAAGUUGGGUCCGAACGAGGCUCGGUCUUAAGCUCGAGGGAGAUCACAUGAACGAGAGUUGGGGAGUUAUUGAUGUGAUACCUGUGACCGAUUUUCCCGACAUCCGCAAAAGAUGCAUCAUAAAAUCCAAGGCUGGCCAUAUGAUGAUUAUACCUCGGGAAGAAAGACUGGUUCGGUUUUAUGUUCAGCUUUCUCCCAGAGCCGCCGCGCUAUUCAAGGCAGACUACCAUCCGAAGACCCUGGUAACCAUCGUGAAAGAUAUCCUCCGUCCGUAUAUCUUCGAGGCGCCAUGCAUUGAAUGGUCGACCAUAUACACAGUUGGGCAAACACUGUGUCCCACUCUGUCGAAAUAUAACCGAGUGUUCCUGGCCGGUGAUGCGGUACACACCCAUUCGCCCAAGGCUGGAAAGGGCAUGAACGUCAGCAUCCAAGACACGUUCAAUCUAGGCUGGAAAUUAGCUUCUGUGAUUAAAGGAAAGGCCACACCCAACAUUUUGCAUACAUACGAGGCCGAGCGUCGUGCGGUCGCGAUGCAGCUAAUCGCCUUUGAUAAACGAAUGGUCAUGGGGAUUGGUGAAAAAGAGCCAACGUCAGAUACCAUCGGACAAAACGGGGGUACCCUUCGCGCAACUCUCGAGGAGGAAAAUACCUCUCAGUCUGGGUCACAGGCCUGCUAUCAACCCGGUCUGCUUGUAACACAAGCAUGGGACAACAGACGAACUCGGAAGGGCCAGGUGCUAGAGUCGAUGCUCCCACACAGCAAAACCAAUCUCGCCACAAAUAUUGUUGUGGGUGCAAGAAUACCGAGUGCAGAAGUCUUGUGCCAGAGCGACUCUCGCCCUCAUCAUAUCCAACGACUGCUUUGGAGUACUGGAGGGUGGUACUUGCUAGUUUUUGGCGGUGAUAUAUUGGAGAAGUCUCAAAUGAGUCGGCUCCAACAUCUUGGCUUGCGGCUUGGGCGAAAAGACUCUCUCAUGAAUAGAAUCAAUCAGCAGAGUGAUCCAGUCGGUAGGAUUACGACUUACCUAUUUCACUGUGCCCCCCGAGACAAGGUUGUGUUAAUGGAGUUACCGCAGGUCUUCAGACCGUUUGACAGAAAGCUUGGAUAUGAUUAUUGGAAAGUUUUUGCCGAUAAUCAGCCAUAUAGCGAGGAACGUGGAUCUGCUCAUGAGUUUUAUGGGGUCUCGGCGGAAGGGUGUAUGGUCCUCGUGCGUCCUGACCAACAUGUUGCAUUUAUUGGGUCAUUGAAAGACUUGCAUGAGGUCGAAAGGUUUUUAAGAAGCUUCAUGCUUGUUAGUAUAGAAUGA
Messenger RNA from Penicillium griseofulvum, 1848 nucleotides. Its product is annotated as putative FAD monooxygenase. The record is from RefSeq and is a predicted model, not a curated record. Gene Ontology annotation, molecular function: FAD binding. NCBI's taxonomy places the organism in Eukaryota, Fungi, Ascomycota, Eurotiomycetes, Eurotiales, Aspergillaceae. The transcript has 6 exons. The coding region runs from base 1 to 1848 and encodes 615 amino acids.